Molecule: messenger RNA, 1118 nt
Organism: Plectropomus leopardus (leopard coralgrouper)
Lineage: Eukaryota; Metazoa; Chordata; Actinopteri; Perciformes; Serranidae
Product: glutathione S-transferase A-like
Biological process (GO): L-phenylalanine catabolic process; glutathione metabolic process
Cellular component (GO): mitochondrion
Molecular function (GO): glutathione transferase activity; maleylacetoacetate isomerase activity
Source: RefSeq, a predicted model, not a curated record
UCACUUGUCUCUUCAGCAGCAGACUGUGUCGGAGUUUAGUCCAGUCUGAUCUGAAACCAUGGCCCAGGACAUGACUCUGCUGUGGGGCUCCGGCUCUCCCCCCUGCUGGAGGGUCAUGAUCGCUCUGGAGGAGAAGGAUCUGCAGGGCUACAACCAAAAACUGCUCUCCUUUGAGAAAAUGGAGCACAAGUCCCAAGAAGUGUUAGAUAUAAAUGCCAGAGGACAGCUUCCUUCUUUCAAACAUGGAGACAUCAUCGUGAAUGAAUCCUACGCAGCCUGUUUUUACCUGGAGAGUCAGUUUAAGUCUCAGGGGAACAAACUGAUCCCAGACGGCCCGGCAGAACAAGCGCUGAUGUACCAACGCAUGUUCGAGGGCCUCACAUUCUACGAAAAACUCAAUUUAGUCAUCUACUACGACUGGUUUGUCCCUGAAGGAGAGAGGCAUGACUCAGCUCUUAAGAGAAACAAAGAAGCUCUGGCCACUGAACUCAGCCUGUGGGAGGGUUACCUGCAGAAGCUGGGCUCGAACUCUUACCUGGCAGGACCAUCCUUCUCUCUGGCAGAUGUGACUGUUUUUCCAACUGUUGGUACUCUUUUCAGAUUUGGGUUGUCUGCUGAGCGUUACCCUAAACUGGGAGAGUAUUAUGCUCUGUUGAAGGAGCGGCCGAGCAUUAAAGCCAGCUGGCCUCCUCACUGGCUGGACAACCCAAAGGGACAAGACACACUCAAAGACAUCUGAGAUCCACACACAGUGGUCUGCAGUUUGGCAGGAGUCUUCCCGAGGUGAUGUACCAUCCACCAUCCUCUAAACGUCCUGAUUACAAAGUCACCUCAGGUACUGCAUCACUCAAGAGACAUUGAUGUUUCAUGUAUAAAACUUGCAAGUGUAACAUAUUCGUGGUUUGCAGAAACACACAAUGCUGUCAUUAUCUUCCGGCGACUGGGCUCCUUUUAUCACACACUACCUGUUGCAUAUUCUUGAUCUUUCUUCGAGUCUUUAGUCCUGGUACUGUUGACUUUGGGCUUCUACUGUUUUGCACCAUCAGCUGAUGAUUACAGAAGCAGUUUGUAUUUUAUGUGAAAGAGAUAAAUCAACUAUCAUGGGGCCGCCAAAUCAA